This is a messenger RNA of Carassius gibelio (silver crucian carp), 4659 nucleotides long. RefSeq names its product cone cGMP-specific 3',5'-cyclic phosphodiesterase subunit alpha'-like. The record is from RefSeq and is a predicted model, not a curated record. The transcript has 22 exons. Gene Ontology annotation, biological process: visual perception; signal transduction. Gene Ontology annotation, molecular function: protein binding; 3',5'-cyclic-nucleotide phosphodiesterase activity. The coding region runs from base 144 to 2702 and encodes 852 amino acids. Lineage: Eukaryota; Metazoa; Chordata; Actinopteri; Cypriniformes; Cyprinidae.
CUGUCGGAGGAGACCUGCACUGAUCUCUGCUCUGGAGGAUGCACCUUUCUGAAGGAGGGCAUCCCUGAGAAGCUUCACUUUUCAUCCUGACUCCCCACAUGUAAUGAAUCUCUGAGAGGACGAGCAGAGAAGCACACUUCAAAAUGGCAGACAAGGAUAGUGUUGAAAAAUACUUGGAGAAUAACCCUCAGUUUGCCAAAGAGUAUUUCGACAAGAAGGUCCGAUGCGAGGUCAUCGCUGCCGCUUUCGCAGAGAGCCUUGACAUCAAAGAUCCAACCUCGUUCAAGGAUGUCAGCCAAAUCCAGGAGGCCACCAUUAUCUUUGACAUGAUCAAAGAAAUGCAUUCGCAGCAGAUAAUGGAAAAGGCCAUGCACAAGGUCCUGCAGAGGAUAUGUAUGCUGGUGAACGCAGACCGCUGCAGCUAUUUCAUAUACCGAGCCAGAAACGGCAUCCCUGAGCUCGCUUCGUGUCUUUUCGAUGUCACCUCUACCUCGAAAUAUGAGGCGAACUUGGUCAACCCUCAAUCUGAAAUUGUCUUCCCUACUGACAUGGGCAUAGUUGGCCAAAUAGUGACUACCAAAAAACCAGCUAAUGUUCCCGAUGUCAAACAGAAUCCCAAAUUCAGUGACUUUGUGGACAAGCAAACAGGAUACAGCACUAAAAACAUGAUGGCUGCCCCUCUCAUGAACGGGAAAGACCCACUUGGUGUGGUCAUGGCAAUUAACAAAGUGGGAGGAAAUGAAUUCUCCAAAGCAGAUGAAGACCUCUUCUCCAAGUACAUCACCUUCGCCACAGUCAUUGCCCUACAGCAUUACACCUCAUACAUGUAUAACGUGGAAUCUAGAAGAAGCCAGGUUCUCUUAUGGUCUGCGAGCAAAGUGUUUGAAGAGUUGACGGACAUUGAGCGACAGUUUCACAAGGCUCUGUACACUGUCAGGACCUACCUCCAGUGCGAGAGGUACUCCGUCGGCCUUCUGGACAUGACCAAAGAAAAGGAGUUCUACGAUGAGUGGCCGAUUAAACUGGGCGAUGUGGAGCCGUACAAAGGCCCAAAGACACCUGACGGCAGGGAAAUCAACUUCUACAAGAUCAUUGAUUAUCUCUUAGAGAGCAAAGAAGAGAUCAAAGUCAUACCAACUCCUCCUGUUGACCACUGGGCACUUGUUAGUGGCCUCCCCACCUAUGUGGCUGAAAAUGGCUUUAUUUGUAACAUGAUGAAUGUUGCUGCUGAUGAUUACUUUACAUUCCAGAAAGAAGCUGUGGACGAGUCGGGUUUUGUCAUUAAAAACGUCCUGUCCCUUCCUAUUGUCAACAAGAAAGAAGAAAUAGUGGGAGUUGCCACUUUCUUCAAUCGGAAAGAUGGCAAGCCAUUCGAUGAGCAGGAUGAACAAAUUACCGAAGCCCUAACACAGUUCCUAGGAUGGUCUGUACUGAAUUGUGACACAUAUGACAAACUGAAUCGGACAGAGUGGAGAAGAGAGAUUGCAGCAGAAAUGGUCAUGUACCAGACCAAAGCCACCCCAGCUGAAAUCCAACAGAUUCUGAACACAAAGGAGAAGUUUGACAUGAACCCUGAGGACUGCGAUCAGAAAGAAAUGUACAAACUCUUGAGAGCCAACAUUCCAGAAGCCAAAGAUGUGGAUCUGCUAUUAUUUAGUUUUAGUGACUUGCCUGUCUCUGAGCUUGACCUUAUCAAAUUUGGCAUCCGCUGUUUCUUUGAACUUGGAGUGGUAGAGAAGUUCAAAGUGCCAGCAGAGGUCCUGACAAGAUGGAUGUACACUGUACGAAAAGGCUACAGAGAUAUCACCUACCAUAACUGGAGGCAUGGGUUUAACGUGGGCCAGACCAUGUUCUGUCUUCUUCAGACUGGAAGGCUGAGAAAAUACUACUCGGACCUUGAGUCCUUUGCAAUGGUAGCGGCUGCAUUCUGUCACGACAUUGACCACAGGGGUACCAACAAUCUCUACCAGACAAAGAGCGCAUCACCACUGGCCAAGCUCCAUGGAUCUUCCAUCUUGGAAAGGCACCAUCUUGAUUACAGCAAGACGCUGAUGGCAGAUGAGAGCGUUAACAUUUUCCAAAGUUUGCAGAAACGCCAGUUUGAGACAGUCCAGCACUUGCAUGAUGUCUGCAUCAUUGCGACUGACCUGGCCUUGUAUUUCAAAAAAAGGACCAUGUUCCAGAAGAUCGUUGAUGCCACUGAACCAAUGAGUGAUGAGAAGGAAGCGAUUGCCUAUGUGUCCAACAAUCCCAUUAGGAAGGAAAUCAUUAUGGCAAUGAUGAUGACUGGAUGUGACUUGUCUGCCAUUACCAAGCCAUGGGAGGUCCAGAGCAAAGUUGCUCUCAUGGUGGCAGCUGAAUUCUGGGAGCAGGGAGACCUGGAAAGGACUGUGCUAGACCAACAACCCAUUCCCAUGAUGGACAGGAACAAGGCGGAUGAACUUCCGAAGAUGCAGUGUGGUUUCAUUGACUUUGUGUGCUCGUUUGUGUACAAGGAAUUUUCAAGGUUCCACAAAGAGAUCACUCCCAUGUUCGAUGGCCUGAACAACAACAGGGUCCAUUGGAAGGAACUGGCUGAUAUUUAUCAAGCAAAAGUAGACGCUAUAGAGAAUGAACGAAAACGGCUAGAAGAGGAGCAGGCUAAAAAAGCUGGUGAGGAUGGUGGAGAGGGAGGAAAGUCCAAAACCUGCACCAUAUUUUAAACAUCAUCUGACAGAAAUUCAGAGCCACAGAGAAGUCUGGGCCAGCAUGUAGAGGGAGGUGAAACGUGCUCCUAGGAUCACUACAUUUUCGCCAGCUUUCUGUCUCAUUUCCUCGGAUGUACCUUCUCCAAGUGAACACGUAGGCAUUCACCAGAAAUGGAAGAACUGUACCUGUCAGAUGUUCUUUCUGAUGCGGUGCCAGCCUAGAGCACAAUAUAGACAAAUUCAAGCUUGUUCCUUAUCCCUGAUUUCACCUCGACUGUACCUUUUAACGACCAACUACACUGGAGGAAGUACUGCAUAUGCAACUUGCCACAAAGUGGUGGCCGAAACACAACUCUACAAAUAUUUAUUGUGCUGUAGUUCAUAGAGCUUACCUGAAGUACGGAUUUUGAGGCCAUAACAGUUCUCAAGACUGUUGUAUAUCGGUUAAACAGCAUAACAUUAGAGCAAUACGCAUGAACAACUUUCUUACCAGUUGCUAAUUUCUCAAAAUAGCAUUCUUCUCGAUUUCAUAACAGUUCCAAUUUGAUAUUAAAUUCUUGUGAUGAAUUCACUGAAUCACACUUAAGGGUGAAGUGUGUUAUUUCUCCACCAAGUGAGAAUUGCAAAAAUGCUGACUGUUCUUGAACAAGUUUCCUCAACACACCCCUCACCUGUAAUUGGUCAAACAAUUAGAUAGCCCCGCCCCCAAACAAACACCAUUGGCAUCAUUUUAAAUUACACACUUCACUUUUAAACUACCGCAACGCAUAUUUGAAUACUUAUCAGUUGCUUUGUUUAGAGUUGAAGGACCAACACAUUUGAAAAAGCUUUUAGAAGCUGAUUGGUUAUUAGCAAAUGCAUUGCGAAAUGUACAAAGAUCUCGUGUUACAAGUCUUGCACACUGACUACUUGAGUUACGUUUUUCAAAAGAAAGAUGGCACUGCCAAGGCUAAAGAUCUUGUCACUUGCAUGUUUGGAUGGAUGCGAAACAGGACGUCUUUUCUACUUUUUUGUUCUCUAUAGAUGAUGAAGCUGCGGAUGCAAUAUGGCUAAUUCUGUGAAUAUGUGGAGAACAUUUAUGACCAGAACUUUGAUGUUUGUUCUUUAAUCAUUGAUACCUAAGCACCACACAUAGUUUUCAACCAUAAUGUAUUACAUAGAGUGUAUUACAUAGAAUAUCAACUGAUAACAUAGAGGUACUUGUUGAUACCAAAGAUUUAAAUGAUGUUUAAGUGGUAUUCUAUUGAGCAGGGCAUACAAACGUCAGGGAAUAUUUAGAAAGUGCAUUGCAUGCAAUGACAAAGCAAGCGGGAACGGUCAGUACUUGAACCUGUAAGGAGAUUUGAAGUGAGUUUGAUGGGGAGCAGCUCCUGAGAUUCACUCCAUUUUAAUCUUUAAACACCAUGCUUAUUUAAAGCAGACUACUGAAGCCUCUAGAUAUCUCCUCUGGCAGAAAGCACAACCCCAAUUCGUGAGGUCAAAGUCUCUCUUUCCUGAUCUUUGGAGAAUCUGAUGACAGCGGUAACUGUUGAACUAGUGAAUGAACCACAGAUUUUGUCUGAUUUCAAAAAGAGGUCAUUCUGCUUUAGAAAAAACACCAGGCAAUGACAAAAACAAGUAACCUAUGGAUAGAUAUAGUAAAUGCAUUGAAAAAAGAUAUAAUCUAAUGCAAUAUCCGCUUGUUAGAAAUAAAACACUGAAGGCCUUUAAUCCAAUAACAGGGGCCACGGCAGUCUAUAUAACUAGCGACUACACUUAAAUGUCAAACUCUCUAAGUCCAGAUCAGACUGAAGAGGCCAAAAGUGAGUAAAUCUCAUCUCAGGUUAAAGCAUUUUGUUGGGAUUGUGAACGAUAGUAUCUACAGUCAUUUGGAGUGAGUGUGGGACUGAUAUCCAAUCAUCUUAUUUACUGAAUACUACUGCACAUAUACUGUAAAUUAUGUCAUGAGAACAAAUAAACACAUUAUUCUGAA